ACACAACACCCGGCGAAGAGGCCAGCUGGGGUUCAGCAACAUUUCUCUCUUGAAUGGACAGUGUAAUGAAUCUGUAUUGUGAUAAUACAUGUUAUUAUACAAUAAUCAAGAUUGCACUGAUACUGAAACUGCACGAUUUUACUUGUUCCAGAAAACUUUUUAGGAAGAAAAAGCCAGCCCCCUGCCAGAUGACCUGCCGGCCCCGUUGAGGCAUAACAAAACUGGGACGUCUUCUUGUUCACGCCGUUAUCGUUAAUCAAUAAUGACAAUAUGACUUUGAACCUUUGCUAUCAAGUAGGAGUACCGGUUCUACAGUCCGGUCACAUAACUCAUUGGGAUGAAGUUAUUAUCUUUGGUCUGGCCGUCUUCAUGUUGAUAUGUUACAUACACUUUUCCGUUGCCUUGUUCGCUUACAUUCGAGAGGAGUUUGAGUUUGGUUGAGAGCGUCGAGUGUGCAUGUUUUAUCCUGUUUUUUCACCUGAGCUUUAUUGAUAUAAGCGUGAGCCACUGGCACAGCACUGUGUCUGGGACCAUGGAGGAUAUUUACUGGGACCAAUUCUGUGGGAGUCAAAACCAGUACUCUGCAUUUUGGAGCAACAAUCUCACGGUAGACACCAGUAAUCCAGACUUCACCCAGUGCUUCCAGGACACAGUAUUUGUGUGGGUUCCAUGUGGGUUUUUAUGGCUGUGUUCACUGUUCUACAUCCCUUCUCUGAAAGGAAAACCAGUUGUCAACAGGUGUUCUCAUGCAGGAAAACUCAAUCUUACUAAGCUGGUCCUGUCUAUCUUGCUAUGCUUUGUAGUCUUGAUGGAUUUUUUCAAGACAGUUGGUGAAAUAUCAUCGCAUCCACCACAUGUGUACUUCGUAGCACCAAGUGUAUAUUUUAUCACAUUUGCUUUGUCAGCUUUUCUGAUCAGCUAUGAAUUCAGGAAAGGAAUAUUGUCAUCAGGUGUUUUGUUCUUGUUCUGGUUUCUGUUACUUCUUACCGGAAUUGUGUCAUUUAGAUCCAAGAUUAUCCAGCUCCAACAAGUGGAAGGGGUGAGUGUGUUCAAAGCAGUGACAUUUUUCAUCUACUUUGCAUUUGUUGUCCUGGAGUUUAUUCUCCACUUGUGGGCAGACACUGCAGCUCUUCCAGAUUCCAGAUUGAUAUCACCAGAGCGACAGCCACUUUUGUCCGACCAAAAAACAGACAAAGAAGACUCAAAUGAAAAUAGAAAACCUUGUCCUGAACUUAAAUCAUCAUUCCUUAUGAGGCUAACAUUUGGAUGGAUAACAAAACUUGUCAUCACAGGCUAUAGACGUCCAUUGGAAUUUAAGGAUCUUACCAAGUUAUUACCAGAAGAAUCUUGUGCUGUGAUUGUCCCAAGGUUCCUAAGAGAAUGGAAUAAAGAAAUGAUGAAAAUACAACGAACUCCUGUAUACAAAUACACUGCCAGUGGCACGUCUCUAAGGAUACCAGAUGAUGAUGACACCACCUAUGGUUGGGCGGGAGAGCGCACUGAGCCUGUGGCAGGAUACUCACAAUCUAGUUCAAGCAGUCAACCCAGUCUGACCAAGGCUCUGGUUAGAACAUUUGGCGCAUAUUUUGCAUAUGGUGGCUUCAUGAAUCUCAUAUAUACUGUUUUGACAUUCGUGAACCCGCUUCUUCUCGAUUCUCUCAUUACUUUUAUCGAAAGUAAUGAUCCAUUUGUUUGGCGGGGCUACCUCUAUGGUGUUUUAAUGUUUGUCACGAGCUUGCUUCGUACGUUGAUCAUGCAACAGUACUGGGACUCAUGUUUUCGUACAGGACUCAGGACAAGGUCAGCCAUUAUAGCUGCAGUCUAUAGAAAGUCCCUGAAACUGAGCAAUGGAGCCAGAAAGAAUACCACAGUAGGUGAGAUUGUGAAUUUGAUGUCCGUGGAUGCCCAGAAAAUGCAAGAUGUCCCAGCAUACCUACACAUGCUCUGGGUGUCUCCUCUCACCAUAGCUAUUGCCCUGGUGUUCCUGUGGUAUAUCCUUGGGCCCUCUUCUCUGGCUGGGUUAGCUGUUAUGGUACUGCUUGUACCAGUGAAUGGCUUUUUAGCUACCAAGAUCAGAUUGCUUCAGGUAGCUCAGAUGAAGUACAAAGAUACAAGACUUAAGAUUAUGAGUGAAGUAUUGAAUGGCAUGAAGGUGCUCAAAAUGUAUGCUUGGGAGCCGUCAUUUCAAAGAAAAAUUGAAGAAAUACGUAACAAAGAAUUGAAAGUUUUGAAAAAGGCUGCAUACCUUAAUGCAAGCGCAUCUAUUAGCUGGUUUUGUGCCCCAUACCUGGUUGCAUUAGCCAGUUUUGCAACUUUUGUCCUGUCCGACCCAGGGAACAUUCUGGAUGCCAACACCGCAUUUGUAUCUCUUAACCUGUUUGCCAUCUUAAACUAUCCUUUGUCCAUACUGCCACAGACCAUUGUCUUCACUGUCCAGGCUGUUGUUUCCGUUGCAAGAAUCGGAAGGUUUUUGAAAGAGGAUGAAGUGGAUCCAAAUUCAGUUGAAAGAUCAAACAUCAGAGAGCAUGCAGUGUCAGUGGACAAUGCCUCAUUUGCUUGGGGCAAAAAGGAAGUUCCUAUCCUCAGAAAUAUUGAUAUUCACGUAGACCCUGGCAGCCUGGUGGCUGUGGUAGGACAGGUGGGAAGUGGGAAGUCCUCGCUCAUAGAAGCUAUCAUGGGAGAAAUGGACAGGCUUCAGGGCACUGUUAAUGUGAAGGGUUCAGUGGCAUAUGUGGCUCAGCAAGCCUGGAUUCAGAACCAGACAGUUAAAAAUAACAUCCUAUUUGGAAAAAAGUUAAAUGAAACACUGUAUAAAAAAUGUCUCAGCAGCUGUGCCCUAGAACCUGACCUGAAAAUUUUACCCGGAGGGGAUCAGACAGAGAUUGGAGAGAAGGGUAUCAACUUGAGCGGAGGUCAGAAACAGCGUGUCAGUGUGGCCAGAGCUGUUUACCAGGACUGUGAUGUCUACCUUCUGGACGACCCUCUCAGUGCUGUGGACAGCCAUGUUGGCAAGCACAUCUUUAAUGAAGUGAUAGGACCUCAGGGAAUGCUGAAAUCUAAGGCUGUUGUUUCCGUUGCAAGAAUCGGAAGGUUUUUGAAAGAGGAUGAAGUGGAUCCAAAUUCAGUUGAAAGAUCAAACAUCAGAGAGCAUGCAGUGUCAGUGGACAAUGCCUCAUUUGCUUGGGGCAAAAAGGAAGUUCCUAUCCUCAGAAAUAUUGAUAUUCACGUAGACCCUGGCAGCCUGGUGGCUGUGGUAGGACAGGUGGGAAGUGGGAAGUCCUCGCUCAUAGAAGCUAUCAUGGGAGAAAUGGACAGGCUUCAGGGCACUGUUAAUGUGAAGGGUUCAGUGGCAUAUGUGGCUCAGCAAGCCUGGAUUCAGAACCAGACAGUUAAAAAUAACAUCCUAUUUGGAAAAAAGUUAAAUGAAACACUGUAUAAAAAAUGUCUCAGCAGCUGUGCCCUAGAACCUGACCUGAAAAUUUUACCCGGAGGGGAUCAGACAGAGAUUGGAGAGAAGGGUAUCAACUUGAGCGGAGGUCAGAAACAGCGUGUCAGUGUGGCCAGAGCUGUUUACCAGGACUGUGAUGUCUACCUUCUGGACGACCCUCUCAGUGCUGUGGACAGCCAUGUUGGCAAGCACAUCUUUAAUGAAGUGAUAGGACCUCAGGGAAUGCUGAAAUCUAAGACCAGAAUACUAUGCACUAACAGUAUCAGCUGCCUGCCUAAAGUGGACAAAAUCAUAGUACUGUCUAGUGGAGAGAUCUCCGAGAUUGGUACAUAUCAAGAAUUGCUGAGUCAUAAUGGCGCCUUUUCUGAGUUCAUUAAGACUUAUCUUAAUGCAGAAGAAGAAUCAUCGGAAAGUGAAGAUGAUGAAGAAACUAGUGAAAUGAAGGCCCAGCUCAGGCGCCAGAUAUCCAUCCUGUCAGGAGAAGAGAGUGGUGGAGAUAGUGAAUUAGAACGAGGAAAGUCUCCUUUCACAUCAUCAGGACGGAAAAAGAGCAGGGCCAGGACCACAUCAAGGAGUAAAUCUGUAGAGGAGUCUCUUCACAUUAAGAGGGAAUCCAAAGUAGGAGUGAAACUAAUUCAGGAUGAAUUUGCAGAAACUGGAACUGUGAGCUUUGCUGUAAUUGUUGCCUACAUGAAGGCUCUGGGUAUGGUGGCAUUCUUUACCACUGUGUUCAGUUACAUAGGAUUUGUGGGUUGCAUGAUUGGCUCCAAUAUAUGGCUAAACAUAUGGAGCAAUGACCAAGUCAUUAACAAUACUCAGGACAGGUCUCUGACCGACCUAAGACUUGGGGUGUAUGGAGCAUUAGGUGGAGGACAAGCUUUGUUUGUCCUGAUAGAGUCUCUGUCCAUUGCCACUGGUUGUAUAUGUGCCUCUGAUAUCCUCCACAGUGGAAUACUCAAGUGUAUUAUGAAGACACCCAUGGCUUUCUUUGAUACUACACCUCUAGGUCGGAUAGUGAAUCGUUUCUCCAAAGACAUGGACACAGUGGACAUCACUAUUCCAAUGACCAUGAGGAUAUUUCUGGCCACUCUGGCCAGUGUCAUCUCAACUCUGGUGGUCAUCACUUACAGUACACCUUUGUUCAUAGUGGUCAUUGUACCACUGGGAAUAUUGUACUAUUUUGUGCAGAGGUUUUACGUUGCAACAGUUAGACAACUGCAAAGAAUUGAUUCCCUUAAGAGGUCCCCUAUAUAUUCCCACUUUGGCGAGACAAUAGUUGGAGCAAGCUCUAUCAGAGCCUUCAGACAGCAGGAGCGAUUCAUACAGACCACAGACAGAAUGGUGGAUGAAAACCAGAUGGCAUGGUUCCCAUAUAUCACUUCUAAUAGGUGGUUGGGGGUUGGCUUGGAAACCAUUGGUUCAUUCAUAGUGUUGUUUGCAUCUCUAUUUGCUGUUAUUGCCAGAGAGAGUGAUGCAGGGAUCACAUCAGGGGAAGUGGGCCUCUCUGUGUCUUUUGCUCUACAGGUGACAGCCUCCCUGAACUACAUGGUGAGGAUGAGCUGUGACUUUGAGACCCAAAUUGUGGCAGUAGAGAGGAUAAAGGAGUACUCUGAACUAGACAGUGAGGCCCCCUGGGACCUUAACCACAACCGUCCACCCCCUGAGUGGCCUCAGCAGGGUAAAGUGGUGUUCAACCAGUUCAGUUUGAGGUACAGGCCUGGUCUGGACCUGGUGCUUAGGGAUAUUAAUUGUGAGGUGCAUCCUGGAGAAAAGGUAGGAAUAGUUGGCCGCACAGGAGCUGGCAAGUCUUCCCUAACCCUGGCAUUGUUCAGAAUAAUUGAGGCUGCUGCAGGGAGCAUUGUGAUAGAUGGGAUCAACAUUGCUGACCUAGGAUUGCAUCAGUUGAGACAGAAAGUCACAAUCAUUCCACAGGACCCAGUAUUGUUCUCAGGCACCUUAAGAAUGAACCUUGACCCAUUUGACCAGUACACUGACAAUGAUAUAUGGAAUGCGCUGGAGCAUUCUCAUUUAAAGGGUUAUGUCAGCUCUCUGCCACAAUUACUGGAACAUGAGUGCACUGAAGGGGGAGAAAAUUUAAGUGUUGGCCAAAGGCAGCUAGUGUGCUUGGGCAGAGCUCUGCUGAGAAAGACUAAGAUCCUUGUUUUAGAUGAAGCCACCGCUGCUGUUGACAUGGAAACAGAUGAUCUAAUCCAAUCCACAAUAAGAACAGAAUUCAAGGAGUGCACAGUCCUCACCAUUGCUCACAGACUUAAUACAAUCAUGGAUUAUGAUAGAGUGUUAGUUUUGGAUGGUGGUGCCCUGAAGGAGUAUGACACACCCAGUGCUCUUCUGAUGAACAAGAAGUCUAUGUUUUAUGGUAUGGCCAGGGAUGCUGGCCUGGUUUAAGUGGAAGACAGCUUUUAUGUUGAGAUUGAGCCACUCACAGAACAAAUUAACUGAUAUGAGCUUUGCUCACUUUUCUGAACUUUAUGAUCCAUUUUCUUCAUAAAGAUAAAACAUUGUUGUAGGAAACAUGUUCAGUCAGUUUCAUUUGAAUACUUUGAGUAUAUAAUCUAGUUGUAUUUCUGAAGUAAUGUUCUCAGUUUAAAUUGGAAAGUUAAUCUUGCAUGUUUGAAAUGGUUUUAUUUUAUGCCCAUUAAUAAUGUGCAAUGCUAAUUUUUUCAAGGAUAUAUUGUGAAUAUUCGAUGAUUGAGUAAAACCAAUCCCUUUCAUUUCCUUCAUGUACAGGACAAGUUUUAUUAAGAUAUGUCUUUAUCUAUCAGUAUUGUGUCUUAUAAUUGUGAUGUGCUUAUUGCAGCAACUCCUUUUUUAACUCCAAUUAUUCUUAUUUGAUGUAUCAUACAUGAGUCAUUUGAUGUAAAUGGGUUCAGCAUGUUUUUAUUGACUGUUAUUUGAUUUGAUAUACUUUUUAAAUACC
This is a messenger RNA of Lingula anatina, 6386 nucleotides long. Its product is annotated as multidrug resistance-associated protein 1. Gene Ontology annotation, biological process: transmembrane transport. The record is from RefSeq and is a predicted model, not a curated record. Gene Ontology annotation, cellular component: membrane. Gene Ontology annotation, molecular function: ABC-type transporter activity; ATP hydrolysis activity; ATP binding. Lineage: Eukaryota; Metazoa; Brachiopoda; Lingulata; Lingulida; Lingulidae.